This is a messenger RNA of Acanthamoeba castellanii str. Neff, 1311 nucleotides long. Its product is annotated as hydrolase, alpha/beta fold domain containing protein. The transcript has 4 exons. NCBI's taxonomy places the organism in Eukaryota, Discosea, Longamoebia, Acanthamoebidae. The record is from RefSeq and is a predicted model, not a curated record. The coding region runs from base 1 to 1311 and encodes 436 amino acids.
AUGGAGCAGGGAGCACGACGGAGGAAGGGUGCCGGGGCUGCUGGUGCCACCGCGCAACCAUCGGCCGAGCUCAUCCACCACGGGCACGCCCAUGGGCACACUGCCCCGCCCAGACCGCCGGCGAAGGAGGAGGGUCGAGUAGCGUUCUGGGGUCGUGUGCUGUUGGGCGUUGUGGUGCGGAUCACCGUGUCGGUCUCGAUCGUGCUGGCCGGCAUGGCCCUCUACCACGCCUUCGCCACCUGGCAGGAGGACAACUACUUCGCACCUCCUGGCAGCAUGAUCGACGUCGAUGGCCACUUCAUCCAUCUCCACUGCUUUGGUGGCCGCUCCCCUCAUGGCGAUGAUGACGAGGAAGGCGGCGACGCGACGCGAGAGCCGACGGUGGUGUUCGACCACGCGACGAUGCACCUCUCGCAGCAGUUCCACAAGGUAGUCGGCGCACUGGCCGCCACCAACCGCACCAUCCGCGUCUGCCUGGUAGACCGCGCCGGCUACGGUUUCAGCGAAGAAGCGCCCGAACCCGAUGUGUCGUCGCCGUCGUCGUCGGCUGAGCCGCGCAUCCGCACGGCCGAGGCCAGCGCCGAGGAGCUCUUCAAGGCCCUCCACCGCGCCGGCGAAGAGCCGCCCUUCGUUCUCGUCGGCCACUCGAGCGGCGGCGUCAACCAACUCGUCUACGCCGCCCGCCACGGCCCCGCCGCCGCCGCCGCUGACAACACCAAAGAAACCGAGGUCGCGGGCCUGGUGCUGGUCGACCCGAUGCCGCCCGGGUUCCGGCUGCCCUCGCGGCUGCAGGAGAUGAAGCGCACCGUGGCUACGGGCCUGCGCCUGGUGCCGUGGCUCGCGCGGCUGGGCCUGCUCCGCAACUUUUACUACCUGUCGUCGCUCACGGGCCAGGCCGACGCGGUCUACGCGGCCGACGACCUCCACUACCGCCGCUGGGCCGAGUGCAAGCCGGCCUACUGGCGCGCGGUGCUGCGCGAGUUCGAGGCCGAAGACGAGAAUCGCGCGAUCGAGCGGCACGAGGCUGACAUUGUGGCGCAGCGGUGGAGCCUGCCGCUGGUGGUGGUGGCGGCCGGACGCCUGGCGCCGUCGUUCGACGACGCAGCGCUACGCGAGGCGUGGAUGGCGGGCAUGCAGCGCCUGGCCAACUACUCGACCGGCGGGCGGCUCGUCAUUGCCGACGAGAGCGGACACGAGGUGCCCUCCGAGCAGCCGGACCUCGUAGCGCAGGCUAUCGUCUCCGUCCUCGACCAGUGGCGAACAACAACGACGACGACAACACAACCAGCGCCCAACACGCCAGCAAGCUAG